This is a messenger RNA of Macrosteles quadrilineatus (aster leafhopper), 671 nucleotides long. RefSeq names its product peptidoglycan-recognition protein 2-like. Gene Ontology annotation, molecular function: zinc ion binding; N-acetylmuramoyl-L-alanine amidase activity. The record is from RefSeq and is a predicted model, not a curated record. Gene Ontology annotation, biological process: peptidoglycan catabolic process. The transcript is spliced from 4 exons. The coding region runs from base 1 to 588 and encodes 195 amino acids. Lineage: Eukaryota; Metazoa; Arthropoda; Insecta; Hemiptera; Cicadellidae.
AUGGUGAAGAUCAAUAGACUUCACGCCGUCCCUAUUGUAAAGAGGCCUUCUGAAGAUGAGAGGAUCAAAUACGAUUUCGAUCCAAUUAAUGACGUGAUGGAUAGACAAUGGGACAAUUAUCCCGUGGGACCUGACCAGCCACUGAGGAUGAUUCGUAGAGAUCGCUGGAACGCCGUCGUGCCCAGGAGCUGGCAAUUUCAACCCAUCCCUGUGAAGGCAGUGUUGGUGAUGCCUACAAACACCUACACUUGUCUGUCCAACAGUGCGUGUAUGAAGAUCGUCUGGAGACUACAGAAACACCAGUUGCGAUCUGGGCUACGAGAUAUACAGUGGAAUUUCCUGAUCGGAGGCUGUGGCAGGGUGUAUGAAGGAAGAGGCUGGGACAGAAGGCCCGCCAAAAACCCCAUCCAUAAACCAUGGGACUACAAAUCACUCGACGUAGCUUUCAUUGGAAGAUUUGGGACUGAUGUCCAUCCUUGCAUGAGAGACCAACUCAAUGAGCUGAUCUGCUAUGGUCUAAAGCACAACCUGAUCAGGAACAGCGUCACAGAGUAUUACGAGUACGAACGACUCAACAAGAGACUUUGAGUAGAAACCCUUCAAUAUAGUUAUUACCUAUAAUUUAUAAUUCUAUAACACUAUCGAUGUUAUUCGUCAUGCUCUGCUAUAUU